Molecule: messenger RNA, 2259 nt
Organism: Ricinus communis (castor bean)
Lineage: Eukaryota; Viridiplantae; Streptophyta; Magnoliopsida; Malpighiales; Euphorbiaceae
Product: ascorbate transporter, chloroplastic
Exons: 11
Coding region: 229-1947 (572 amino acids)
Biological process (GO): transmembrane transport
Molecular function (GO): transmembrane transporter activity
Source: RefSeq, a predicted model, not a curated record
GAUUUUUCCCGCUUUUGCUAGAGAAAAAAAAAAAAAAAGAGGAAAAAGAAAUUUCAUUUAGCUCUGUUUAUCUCUCUGGACGAAGAUACCAGAGAUAGAUAGACAGAGAGCCAGCUAAACAGAAACAGCCUCGAUUUCUGAAAUAGUAGAGCUUCCGUUUCUUUUAGUUUUCAAAUGGUGUAAAUUAGUUAGCUCUCUCAGCUUCGCUUUACUUAAUUUACUAAAGCAAUGGCUAUCGGCAGCUUGAUUUCUAACCGGAACCUCGGUUCUUUUAUCGGCUCAGGAAAAGUUCGUGAACAAGCUAUUUUACAGCAUAAGGGAGAGCGGCCAAGCAUUGCAGCUGCUAGAUUUGCACAUGGAAACAUCUUCUACCGAAAGUGUCAUAGCCAAAUGGCCAUUUCUUAUACUUCCGGAUUCUCAUGUUCGCCAGUUCUUCGAGUCACCAAUCACUCAAGCGAAAAAACUUCGAAAUCCUUAGCAGUUCCUCUACAAAGAAGUCUAGGAAGAUGUAACUGUUCUUCAUAUCCUUUUGUUGGUAAUUGGCUUCAGCUGACCAAAGGACAAUUUCAGCAUUUUGAAUUUGUCAAGGUCAACAGAACCCGUGCUCACUAUAAAUCCGAGGAGUAUGACAUAACGCAAGCUGCAGAGGGGUCAAGUGAGGCUGUAUUAGUAGAAGGAAACCUCCCUUGGUGGGAGCAGUUUCCAAAGCGAUGGGUGAUUGUACUACUCUGUUUUAUGGCAUUUCUUUUAUGCAACAUGGACCGUGUAAACAUGAGCAUUGCAAUACUUCCAAUGUCACAAGAGUUCAAUUGGAACAGUGCAACAGUUGGUUUGAUUCAGUCUUCAUUUUUCUGGGGCUACCUAAUGACUCAGAUUGUUGGAGGCAUCUGGGCAGAUAAAAUUGGUGGAAAGCUAGUAUUGGGUUUUGGAGUUGUCUGGUGGUCAAUAGCUACAGUUUUGACUCCUAUCGCUGCAAGAAUUGGACUCCCAUUCCUGUUGAUGAUGCGAGCUUUUAUGGGAAUUGGUGAGGGUGUUGCUAUGCCCGCUAUGAAUAAUAUUCUUUCUAAGUGGAUUCCUGUCUCAGAGAGAAGCAGAUCACUUGCCCUAGUUUAUAGUGGCAUGUAUCUUGGUUCUGUCAUGGGAUUAGCUGUCUCUCCUGUUCUAAUCCAAAAAUUUGGAUGGCCAUCAGUCUUCUACUCAUUUGGAUCACUAGGAAGUAUAUGGUUUGCUUUAUGGCUAAGAAAGGCUUAUAGCUCUCCAAAAGAAGACCCAGAGCUUAGCGCACAGGAAAAAAAGCUUAUAUUGGGAGGCAGUGUAUCAAAGGAACCUGUUUCAGUCAUUCCUUGGAAAUUAAUACUAUCAAAAGCACCUGUUUGGGCUCUCAUUAUUUCUCACUUCUGCCAUAAUUGGGGAACUUUUAUUCUUUUAACGUGGAUGCCUACAUACUACAAUCAGGUUUUGAAGUUUAAUCUCACGGAAUCUGGGCUAUUCUGUGUCUUGCCAUGGUUGACCAUGGCUUUUUUCGCAAAUAUAGGAGGGUGGAUUGCUGACACACUAGUGAGCAAAGGUCUUUCCAUAACUGCAGUUCGAAAGAUCAUGCAAUCAAUUGGCUUUUUAGGGCCAGCUUUCUUUCUAACACAGCUGAGCCAUGUUAGGACUCCUGCUAUGGCUGUACUAUGCAUGGCCUGCAGUCAGGGAUCUGAUGCAUUCUCUCAGUCUGGUCUCUAUUCCAAUCACCAAGACAUCGGCCCCCGUUAUGCUGGAGUUCUAUUAGGACUAUCAAAUACUGCAGGAGUGCUUGCUGGCGUCUUUGGUACUGCUGCUACUGGAUACAUUCUCCAAAGAGCAGGUUCUUGGGAUGAUGUGUUUAAGGUGGCUGUAGUAUUAUACAUCAUAGGCACAUUAGUCUGGAACUUAUUUUCAACUGGAGAGAAAAUUCUGGACUAGAAAAACGCAAGAAACAUUCAGGUGAAGAUGCACUACAUGAAAGAGACAAAAGGCAACGAGAUCGGAGUAUAAAGAAAUUGAAGGAGAAAAAAGUAGAUUCAUAAAAGAAGCACAAAUUCAAGGGUUAAAACCUUGCUCAAACAACUAAAGGCUAAGAUGGAGCCAGUUCGAAAGUUUUGCUGCCAGCUUUGAGGUCCCUGAUUUUCUUUGACAUAUAAUGGGAUGGUUUUUAAUAGACCUUUUGAAUCGGUUACAUGUCCUUUUCUUUUCCUUCCAUUUGCAUAUGAGAAAAAAAAUCGCCCUUUCAUUUCA